This is a messenger RNA of Xenia sp. Carnegie-2017, 2669 nucleotides long. RefSeq names its product major facilitator superfamily domain-containing protein 6-like. NCBI's taxonomy places the organism in Eukaryota, Metazoa, Cnidaria, Anthozoa, Malacalcyonacea, Xeniidae. The coding region runs from base 653 to 2386 and encodes 577 amino acids. The transcript is spliced from 2 exons. The record is from RefSeq and is a predicted model, not a curated record. Gene Ontology annotation, cellular component: membrane.
GUCACUGCAUGUGGUGUGAUUCACAAAAGGAUUACCGCUGGACAUUAUUCGAUUGGCUCACGCCGAACUGAAACAAUAGUUCACUUGUCGUGUCAUUGAACAAUUUGUCCGUUAGCUAUUGCUAUUCAAAUCUAGACAAGCUGCAAAACUAAAUUUUUACUUUUUGGUGCCUUAGCAGGGCUGAGAGAUACGUGUGGCUGGAUGAGUUAGAACUCUAGUAUUGUCUUCAAGUUUCAACUUCAUAUUUUUCAUCACUAAAACCAUAUUAGAGCCAGUCACACGCCGAGUCUUGACAACAACCCAAUCAACUUUUCUUCAAGAGUCGAAAAAGAAAUUUAAAAACAAAACUUGUGCACGCGGAACCUCUCGAAUUCUUAUUAGGUACGUAAUCUCUCUCUUUAUCCUAUUUUUACAGCAGAAUUAUUGGAGCGGAGCUGGUUUCAUCUGCUUAAUAAUUAAUUCCUUGUUUUACAGCGAUGUUUGUCCUGCGUUUGGGCAAUUGAUUGUAAAACCAUUAAGAAUAAAAAUAAAUAAUUAAAAUUCGAAGCUGGGUACCUAAUCUAUUUGUAAGUACUAACUUUGUAAUUCGUAAACUUGUGUUGCUUUGAACGCGUUUGAUGGUAAAUGACAAUAUUAUUCAUGUAAUAUCAACAUGGCUGAUGCUAAUGACACAAGUAAUAUAAUUAGUCAAGAUGACUCGCAAAAAACAUCAAAAAAUACAUCGACGAUAGAUGACAUAGAUGAUGUAGAAAGAAGUUGCUGUACUUCUUCAUCUUCCGUUUGCUCAAAUAUCCAUUCGAGUUGUACAGAUGAAUCAGCUUCCUACAAGUUUUUUAACUUUUUUUUCUACGGAGCAGUACAAACAUUCAACUCCUAUGUAUCGGUUUAUUUAAAGACGCUUGGAUUGACCGCCAGCCAUGUUGGUUUGAUUAAUGGCACACAUCCACUUCUUCAAAUCAUAGGCGCGCCUUUAGCAGGAAUUCUCGGUGAUCGGUAUAAAAUCAAACGCUUACUUUUAUUAGUCGGAUUAGUGACAAUGACUGUGCGUACAAUGCUCUAUCUGCCGUUUCAACCUAAGAAGCAAGUCUGCACUGUGGUUUAUGUGAAUAGCACUCAUCAUAAAGUCAUAUCGUCAAUGCCCAUCCAAUUGUAUGUUCUUAAACGGUCAAAAAAACAUAACUAUUUAGAAUAUGAAACGAGCUUUUUGAUCGAUAACGGCAAUAUGACCGAAGAAAUGAUGAAAACGUUAAAUAAUUUAUCAGAUUUUAGCAAACGAGUAAGGAGCAACUCUGAGCUCAAUCCAUUUCUAACACGGCCUAAUGUAAUCAUCAAAAAGACGAAAGACUAUAAGUUGGUUUACGUCAAAAUUAACGAUCAAGAUGAAAUUGAACAAAUUUUCCUUAUUCUUUUGUGCCUCACUUUGUUUGGUGAAGUUUUCGAGGCUCUUGUGUCGACAAUUGCAGACACUUGCUGCCUUGAUUACCUUGGUGAAGCGAGAGAGAGUUUUGGAAUGUUCCGUUUUUGGGGAGCGUUAGGAGCUGGCAUAACAUCUCCCAUUAGUGGAGCAAUAUUUGACUACUACGGGAAAAUUGUAUGUGGACGAACUGUUAGCGGCUAUCAUUGUAUUUUCUUUAUUUAUUUUGUUUAUUUAUGUGCAUCGUUUAUUGCUGCAACGCAUUUUCAUUAUCGCUAUGAUGGAGUGAUAUCUUCAUCAAAGGAAAAAAACAUCAAAGAAGCUUUACUUAAUUUAAAUUAUGGAAUAUUUAUAUUGGUGACAAUGUUUAUGGGACUUUGCUACGGUUUUUUAACAAGUUUUGGUUUUUGGUUUUUGGAUGAUCUUGGUGCAAAUGCCGUACUACUUGGUGUAGCUUCUUCGUUGAGAAGUGUCGCUGAAAAUAUCGUUUAUUUUGUUUCGCCUUUUGUGCUUGUUCGAAUCGGCCAUGUUUAUGUUGCUGGUGGUUGUUUAAUAGCAUUUUCUAUAGCGUGUCUGGCAUAUUCAUACCUGUUAAAUCCUUGGUUUGCCAUACCUUUGGAGGUUUUAUCAACAAGUGCUUACGCCUUCUCAUGGACAACCUGUGUCUCUUAUCUUAAUAAGGCAGCACCCCCUGGCUCUAGCACAAUAGUUCAAGGUAUUGUGCAAGCUUCAUUUUGGGGUCUUGGGUUUGGCGGUGGUUCAAUCGUCGGAGGUUUUUCAUUUCGUGUGUUUGGGGACCGUGAAACAUUUCGUGGUUUUUCUAUUGCUUCACUCGCAGUUCUCUUGUUCUUCAUCUUAGUUCAGUUAAUGAUAAAAUCAAACAAGCAAGAGGAAAGGAACUCGAGCUAUCAGACUGUUUCUGGAGAAGAUGAAGCAAUGUCAUCAAAUUAUGAAAACACUGCGUUAGAGUAAUAUUUUUUAAAAAAAAAAUACAUAAAAUAUAGAAAAACAUAAAUGGAAAUACAUUAAGGCUUAUCCAUGCAACGUCUUCGUUUACGAACUUUUCUUCUCAUUCAGAAUUGUUGAGGAAAAGAGGUUCAAAGCCUCUUGAGACGUAUUGCUGUGCUAUAUUCCUAGUUUUAAUCAAACCACAUCAACCACUACUUAUGUUUAUGAAAACUUGCUUCAAAUUAUCGAAAUGUCGUUAGCUGCAAAUGCUAUUCUAGAUUCUUCAAUUAGAAGUUUUCCCUGAAAA